Messenger RNA from Alnus glutinosa, 2111 nucleotides. Its product is annotated as rust resistance kinase Lr10-like. The coding region runs from base 79 to 2055 and encodes 658 amino acids. Lineage: Eukaryota; Viridiplantae; Streptophyta; Magnoliopsida; Fagales; Betulaceae. The record is from RefSeq and is a predicted model, not a curated record. Gene Ontology annotation, molecular function: protein kinase activity; ATP binding; polysaccharide binding. The transcript is spliced from 5 exons. Gene Ontology annotation, biological process: protein phosphorylation.
UACUGGCUUCAAUGGCGCCAUUGAAGCCAUUCCGUUUCUCAUAAAUUUAUAGUCUUCUCUCUCUCUUUCUCUCUAAAAAUGGCAAGAGAAAUGCUCUUUCUUAUUCUUCUUGUACUCCUAGUUCAUGAAACUUGGAGUGCGAAAGAUGGUGAACACUGUGCUCCUUCUUCCUGCGGCAAUAUCCAGAACAUAAGCUAUCCGUUCGCGCUAAAAGGCGACCCAGAAACCUGCGGCGAUCCAAGGUAUAGGCUUUCAUGUGAGAAUAACCAGACAGUGUUAUACUUGUAUGCAGGAAAAUACAACGUGCGGGAAAUCAAUUACACUAACUUCAGAAUCCGAGUUUCAGACUUCGGUAUUCAGGAGAAUGAUAACCACUCCUUCAUCCCUCAUUAUUUUCUGAGGUACGAAAAUUUCACUCUAGGGGAUCCAUAUGUCACAGAGCUUCCAUAUAUCGGAAAGGGCGAUCCUGAUCAGUGGAUAGAGUCUGCUUCGAACUAUCCCAAACUAAUACUAUCACAGCCUGCGGUUUUCGUGAAUUGCGAAAAGCCAACAAUUUCUCCAUUUUAUCAAAACAUUUCUGCUUGCUUUAUGAACUCUUCCAAGAGGUAUAGAUAUAUUCAGGUUGGCUCAAGAACGGAUGCAGUAUCUGUGGAGGACACGUGUCAAGUUGACCAAAUUUCUCUGACGUCGACUGGGAUGUUUUACCCAGAAAAUAAUAUUUCCUGUUCAGACAUCCACAAUGAUAUAUUGGUAUAUGGUUUUGAGCUUUCAUGGCACCAAGUUUAUUGUGGAAGCGGCACUGGAAGAGAUGACUUCUGCUACCUCGAUGACGCCAACAAUGUUCGUUGCUUCACUGUAAAUAAUGGAAAAAGAAGAUUCCUUCGAAAACUAUACCAAGGAGUCCGUGAGUACUGCGUAGAUGGGGUGCGCUAUGAUUUUGUUUGGGGACAAUGGCUGAUCAUCAAGAUUAUUGGAGUAUACCAUGGAGCAAAAGUUGUAUUGGUCAGUCCCUUCAUGAUUGCGUAUUUGAUAUAUAAAUGGGGUAGGAGGCAUUUGUUGGUGUAUGACAGUGUUGAAGAAUUUAUUCAAAGCCAAAACAACCUCAUGCCAAUAAGGUAUUCUUACUCUGAAAUUAAGAAGAUCACUAAAAGUUUUAAGGACAAAUUGGGUGAAGGAGGCUUUGGCACUGUAUUUAAAGGAACGCUUCAAAAUGGUUGUGUCGUAGCUAUAAAGAUGUUAGAUAAGUCCCAAGCUGGGCAAGAGUACUUUAUUAACGAGGUAGCAACCAUUGGAAGGAUUCACCAUGUUAAUAUAGUGCAACUCAUUGGUUAUUGUGUUGAAGGAUCAAAGCGGGCUCUUGUAUAUGAGUUCAUGCCUAACGGGUCUUUGAGUAAUUAUAUUUUUUUGCAAGAAGGGAAUAAUAUCCUUUUAAGUUAUGAGAGAAUAUACAAUAUUGCUCUAGGAGUGGCUCGUGGGAUUCAAUAUUUGCAUCAAGGAUGUGAUAUGCAGAUUCUGCAUUUUGAUAUCAAGCCUCACAACAUUCUUCUUGAUGAGAACUUUACUCCCAAAGUUUCUGGCUUUGGCCUAGCAAAACUGUAUCCAAUAGAUCAAAACAUUGUUUCUUUGACUGCUGCAAGAGGGACACUUGGAUAUAUGGCUCCUGAGUUGUUCUACAAAAACAUUGGAGAUGUUUCACACAAAGUUGAUGUAUAUAGUUUUGGAAUGUUAUUGAUGGAAAUGGCCGGUAGAAGAAAGAACGUAAAUGCAUUUGUAGAACACUCAAGCCAAAUAUACUUCCCUACUUGGGUUUAUGACCAAUUGCAAAAUGGAAACGACGUAGAAUUAAUAUUGGAAGAUGCCACAGAAGAGGAAAAGAAAAUAGGGAAGAAGAUGCUCAUUGUUGCAUUAUGGUGUAUACUGAUGAAGCCUAAUGAUCGUCCUUCAAUGUACAAAGUGAUAGAAAUGCUUGAAAGAGAAGUUGAAUUCUUACAAAUACCUCCCAAACCUUUCCUAUCAUCAACAGAAAGCCCCACAGCCGUUGUCGUAGGGAAUUGAAAGUUCAUCAAGUCAAUCAGAUAAAUCAAGUGAAUCAACUCAAUUUUGGAUGCAAA